CAGUGUUUGGUCCGGUCCAAUUUGAAAAUCAAAUGCCCAAAUCUGGAAUAACCUAAUCGAUCGUGUACCAAUUCAUGAGCACCCCCCAAUUCAUCCGAUCCAGCAAUUCUCUCUACCGCUCAUCUCUCAGCAAGACGGUCGGAAGCUAUAUUGCUCUCUCCGUUUCCAGCCCCUCUUUCCCUUAGGUCGGUCGCCGUCUACACCACGCCGUUGGUCAAGUAUCCCGAGGUAAGAAGACACCAAUGCCUCCGAAGUCAAAGAAGCUGCAAGCAGGCCCCGGAAUGAACAGAAAGUCUCGUCUCACACGAGCUGCAAACAAAGCCCAGCCCAAGCCCCAUGAUGAACCGUUGAAGGCGGACCAGGUAAAAGAAGUGGAUGACAAAACCACUGUGGAUCUCAAAGAGGAUGCCAUGGUCGAGGAAAAAGGUAAUGCUAGUGAGCAGCAGUUAUCUCCUGCUAGGACUGAAGAUGAGCCAGAGGAGGAACAUGAAUCUGAGGCAAAAAGAUGCCCCCCUACUAAGAAGGAGUUGGAACCGAAAGAGUCGGUUGAAGAGUAUGAAAAAUGUGAAAGGUUAGACUUGGAGGAUAAUGAUCCUGAAUAUGAAACUGAAGAGUAUGUUGGUGCUGAUUAUGAUGAGAGAGGAAGUGAGCAAGAAGAUGAACAAGAUGAGGGAGAUGAGAUAGAAGAUAACGAGGAGGACUUUAUUUGUGGCGAAGAGGGUGAAGGUGAUAUGGUUGAAGAGGUGGAGGAGGUUGAAGAUGUCAAUGAGGACCUUGAGGUAGAAGAAGGUGAUGAACAAGAAAAUGAAGAACAUGCUGAGAUGGUUAAUGCAGCCGAAGAGGAAGAACACCACAAAGUGGUUAAAGAAAGACGCAAGCGUAAGGAGUUUGAAAUUUUUAUAGGUGGCUUAGACAAGGAUGCUACUGAAGAUGAUCUGAAGAAGGUCUUUAGUCCAGUUGGUGAAAUCACUGAAGUGAGGCUUAUGAUGAACUCUCAGACCAAGAAGAAUAAGGGAUUUGCUUUUCUGAGAUUUGCAACUGUAGAACAAGCCAAGCGUGCUUGUGUAGAGCUAAAAAAUCCUGUGGUUAAUGGAAAAAAGUGCGGUGUUACUCCAAGUCAAGACAGUGAUACUCUGUUUUUAGGCAACAUAUGCAAGACAUGAACAAAGGAAGCUUUGAAUGAGAAGUUGAAGCACUAUGGCGUUGAGAAUAUUGAUGACUUGACACUAGUGGAGGACACAAAUAUCGUAGGAACAAAUCGCGGCUUUGCGUUCUUGGAAUUCUCUUCUCGUUCAGAUGCUAAUAUGCUAUGGAUGCUUUUAAGCGUCUUCAGAAGAGAAAUGUUGUCUUUGGAGUUGACAGACCUGCCAAGGUUUUCUUCGCAGAUUCAUUCAUUGAUCCAGGCGAUGAAAUAAUGGCUCAGGUUAAAACGGUCUUUAUAGAUGGUCUUCCAUCCCAUUGGGACGAGGCCCAUGUUACUGAACUUCUAAAAAAAUAUGGGAAGAUAGAAAAGAUUGAGCUUGCUCGUAAUAUGCCAUCUGCCAAGAGAAAGGAUUUUGGAUUUGUGACAUUUGAUUCACAUGAUGAUGCUGUUACUUGUGCUAAAUGCAUCAAUAAUGCUAUGCUGGGUGAAGGAGACAGUAAGGUCAAAGUUCGGGCCAGAUUAUCAAGACCCCUUUCAAGGGGCAGGGGAAAAUAUGGUUCUCGAGGAGAUGUGGUGAGGCCUCGGCGCAGGCCAGUACGAGUGCCCAGGGCUCCGUGGGGACGCUCGUUGCCCCUUAAUGUCCCCACUCGUGCAUCAAGAGUUGGUACACGUGGACCGCCUUUGGUUGAUCGCAAUUAUAAAAGAUCUGCUGGUUAUAGAGAUAGAAGACCAGCCAUUGCUGUCCCUCCUAAGAGCAGACCUGUUGCUCAUGUGCCUAGCAGGUCAUAUGAGAGAAGGCCGCCUGCUCAUGCAUAUACAAGAAGUAGUACGAAGAGAGAUUAUGGAAGCAGAGCUGCAAUAGACUAUGCUCCUAGAGUGCAUUCUGACAGGCGUUCAUCCUAUAGAGACGAGUAUGCUCCCCAUGGAUCUGGCUAUAAUGAUUUUCCAGGAGGAACAUCUAGGACUGGCGUACGGAGAGCAUAUGUUGAUGAUGGCUAUGAGCAGAGGUUUGAAAGACCCCCUCCAGUGUACCGUGAAAGCCGUGCUCGGGAAUAUGAUUCUAUAUCUGGCUCUAAACGUUCAUAUACUGCAAUGCAAGAUGAUGUUCCUCCUCCUCGAUAUGUUGAGGCAGGAGUUCGCCGUUCUCGUGCACGAUUGGACUAUGAGUAUGCAGGACGCAGUGCUUCUCAAUAUGGUGGUUCCUAUGGCGACAGACCUGGAAGGCCUCCUAUUGGAUAUGGGGGCAGAAGUUCUAUGUCUAGUCAAGAUUCUCAUGGACUUUAUAGUGGUCGUCAGGGUAUGGGGUAUGACAGAGGAUCCUAUAGUGGUAGUGAUGUGGGUGGAAUGUAUGCUUCAGGCUAUGGUGGUGAUUAUAUGCCUCAUGGCAGUGAUAUGGGUGGCAGCUCUUACUCGUCACUUUAUUCUAACCGUGAAAUGGGGGGUGGAAGCUAUAUGGGCGGUAGCAGUUCAAGAUCUUAUUAUUGAGAUCUGAAAGGGCAAAGAGGCUGCAUGGAGUGCACUAUUUAGUUGAAGGAUUCUCCGUUAUGGAUUGGAAGUAUUACAUCUAGCAUGCUGAGCCUUGUAUGUGGUUUGGUGACAUGCAUGAUAGAACACCGGGUCUUAUUUAUGGAGACGUCACCAGGAGAUUGGUAGUUCAAUUGUACUGAGAUUUGGAUGCUUCGUAAAUUUCUGCUUUUAGGGAACUUACAGAAUUUCAAAGUCGUGACUGCUACAUAUCCAGUAUUUGUUGUUAAUUUUCUUUUUAUCUAAACUUUUGGCAUCUCCAUGAAAGAGCUUGUUUGAAAUAAUAGUAAAUGUGGAGUGGUGUUGAAGUGCCAACGGAUGCCUCGUAAAUUUCUGCUUUUAGGGAACUUGCAGAAUUUCAAAGACGUGACUGCUACAUAUCCAGUAUUUGUCGUUAAUUUUCUUUUUGUAUGAACUUUUGGCAUCUCCAUGAAAGAGUUUGUUUGAAAUAAAAGUAAAAGUGGAGUGGUGUUGAAGUGCCAAUGUUGUCUUUUACCUCUCAAGACUAUUGGACGAAUGGUGUAUCAUGUAUCCAUUUAAAUAUCCGUACGAUAUUUCUCAAUGCUUUGUACUGAAAAUUUAUGGAUUGCAAGGACAACCAGUCAAAGAGAAUGCAAAAGAAGAGACAUGGAAAUCUUUUUAUUGGUUAUGAAAUGUGGAUUGACAGGGACUUCUGAGAGUGAAUUGGGUUAUGGUCUCCACUUUUAGACUUUUAGUGAAAAGCAUAUUUUUUGUUGAAGAGAGAUGGGGCAUCAAUUGCAUCUCUCGGUGUUAUCAAACUGCUUUAGCUUUUAUGAACAUUGAUGUUUUGUGCAUUUUAGGAAGAAUGAGGCUAGACAACCUGUUGGGCUAAAGGAUGAUGUCUUUCUAUGUAAUUUGCUCACUUACGCGCAACUCAAAAAGACCAGUGCUCGGGAUAGCAGCCAGGACACCUUUCAAAUUUGCUUUAAGAAAUAGGCUAGUGGAAUUUCCGGUUUUCAUAGGACACCUUUCAAAUUUGCUUUUCAUUAUUCAGAUUAGUUUGAGCUUAGAGUGCAAAAAAUAGGUCCAUGUAUUAUAUUCUUAUGCUAAUUGGACUGAAAAACAAAAGAAUGCUCUAAUAUUUGCGAAGGUGGGAAAAGGCUAGUUCCGGUUUGGGGAGGCCCUGCAUGUACCAGCAUUUUGGUACUUACCAACUCAAAUAGACAAAUAUGCAUAGUUACAUGCCUUGAAAGUCUCAACACAGAGACCACUCAUCACAUCCAAAUACACCAGUCUAGAAAAUCUUCACCAUCCACCUCUAUUACUUUAUUUCAAAAAUGCCCCUCGAGUACCGCUCCUUCAGUUGAACUGCUUUUAUGUUUGACUUUUAGUUCCAUAUAUGAUGGUUUCCCAUCCAAAAUUGUCUUCAUCAAGGGCAUCCGUAGGAGUAAUGCUCUAGGGGACAACAAAUAUAGGCUUGUCAUUCAUCAUCCAAUGAAUGCGUGCAAGUUUUCCUAGAAUGUCUACAUUAAUGUUCUCCUUUACCAUUUUUCCAUCACUAAGGCUGGGUUUAGUUGGGGAUUUCGGGAGGUAGGGAAAGAAAUUAGGGGAUUGAUGUUUGUUUGGUUGGAAGAAAUAGAGAUAAAGAGGGGAAGACUUCUAAAACUUCCUAGUGUCCCUCAUUUCAAAGCCCCGAAAUAACCCGAAAUUGGGGUAUUCAGAGAAUCAGAGGCAAUGAGAAUUACGGAAGAUUGGAUACAUGAGUGGACAAAAAGAGCCUUCUAUUCAGAACUCUCAAAAUAUAAGCAGCUCAAUCUCUUCUCUUGCGUCUCACACUCUCACUCCUCUUAUGCCUUUUAACGCUUAUAAUGGCUAUUAUUACUUACUAUAAAAUACCCCAUUAAUAAUUAAAACUGAAAUUGUUUCAUAAUUUAAAUAUGAUUACUUCUUUUGCACAUGUAAUCAGUGAUUCAGUUGUUUGAAAUAAUUCAAAAUUGGUUAUUGUCAAUACUUUUAACCUCUAUGUAUAAUCAAAGUAAUAUUAUAUUUUCUAUAUUUAUAAGAAGAAUUUUUAAUAAAAAAAUUCAAUAAAAUAUAAAUAAUUAGUCAUAGGGCUGUCAAGUAUUUCGUUUAAUUUUCAAUAUUAUGAUUUAUGAACUCAGUUAAUAAUACUUCAUUCUCUUUUAGUUCCAAUGUUCCACUUUUCAAGUUUGCCAACGCACAAUUUCAUAUUAGUUAAAAAUAAAAAAAAUUCAUAUUUUGAAAAGUUAAAAAAAAAGGAAUUUAACAAUAUUUUGUUAAAAAUAAUUCAUAAUAUAUUACUCUCUCUGUCCCGAAUUAUAAAAUACUUUUCGGUUUACGAUUUUUGACCAACGAUAAAGCAAACGGAUCCUUGUUUGCACCCAAAUUAUUUUUUGAAAAAAGAAAUUACAUAUUCAGAAACUAUAUUAAACCUGCUACAAAACCUGCAAAAAAUAAUUCAAAUUUCAUAAAUUUUUGAUAUAUAAAAUAAGAGAUUAAGAGUGAUUUGUGUUGACCAAGUGAAUAGUAAAGAUAUCUUAUAAAACGGGACUGAGGGAGUAAUAAAUAGAAUAUAGUCAGGGGCAAUUAAAAAGAACGGAGAAAGUAUUUGGAUUCAUCACAUUUAUCCAGCUUUGCAAAACAAGUUAUAAAACAAGGGCGAAUUAGGAAAUUUCUUUUAAACUUUCCUCCCCUUUCCUCCCACCACACAUAAAUGUUUAUCAAAAUCAUUCUAUCUCCUUCCCUCCCCUAUCCUCCUUGGCUCUCCCCUUCCCUCCCCUCCUUUGAACCAAACAAUGGCUUAAUGUUUUUGGCUGUCCAGUUUUUCCACCAAGCCUCUCAUCUGAUAGGUAGUCAUCUUUUAGCUCUCUAUUAGGGUGUAGAAACUUUAAAUAGACUAACUCAUACUUAUGUUAUCUAAUCAGUGAGCUGAGAACACAGUGAGUACUUGCUCUCGGGUUAACACCCAGUUGAAUAGGUUACCUACUCGAUCUGAUCCAAUAUUCAGAAUGGUAUGAGUUUAUCACCAAGUACUGGUUGGUAGCGUUAUCAAGAAUUUAUUAGUACCGGAUAGCAUUGUCAUGAUUUCUAUGCCAGAAGCCUUGCAGAUUACGAAAAUUCAUGGGUGAUGAUAUAUGUGUCUUGAGUAGUGAUGAGUUUUGGUUGAAUAUGCAAAGAUAUCAGGGUUUCUUUCCAUGCGAUUCAACUUUGUGUAUAUUUGAGAUAUGCUAUUGCUUUGUUAUCAAUACUGCAUGUUUUUUGAACCCCUAAAGACAGCUUUGUGAGGUAAAGCAGGUCAAGACAGGGAAGGAUACAGUUUUUUUUAUUACUUUUACAGUCUGUAUGUUUUAGAGUUGGUCUUUUAGUGCAAUUUAUAUUUAUUACGUAGUAAGUAGUUAGUUUUGAAAGUGUCGAAUUGGAUUUCUGUACGUGAAUUAUGAUUUAUGAACUGUGAUAUUGAUCGAGCUGAGUUUUGGAA
Molecule: messenger RNA, 6128 nt
Organism: Cuscuta epithymum
Lineage: Eukaryota; Viridiplantae; Streptophyta; Magnoliopsida; Solanales; Convolvulaceae
Source: the annotation of a GenBank genome assembly